Molecule: messenger RNA, 8838 nt
Organism: Oncorhynchus mykiss (rainbow trout)
Lineage: Eukaryota; Metazoa; Chordata; Actinopteri; Salmoniformes; Salmonidae
Product: dystroglycan 1
Biological process (GO): nerve development; axon guidance; muscle attachment
Cellular component (GO): dystroglycan complex; basement membrane; sarcolemma
Molecular function (GO): laminin binding; calcium ion binding
Source: RefSeq, a predicted model, not a curated record
CUAGGAGACAUUUGUGUGCGUCUCAGGGAAAGAGAGAGAGAGAGAGAGAGAUUGAGGGAGUGAGAAAGAGAGGGAGGGAGAGAGAGAGAGAGGGAGAGAGGGAGGGAGGGAUAGAGCUGGCUAAAUGAGUGUAGACCUCUCUAGCUGAUCCGGGAGGUGGUUUUGCUACUUAGCCCGUCAUGUGAUUGCCCUGGGCUUGUUAUCCUUCGGGUUUUCUUAUUAUUAUUUUUGUUGUUAACUUGAUUUUCAGAAGCAGCCUACCUACCAGCGCAGAGAAGGCAAGUAGAAUAGGACUUGUAAUCAAAUACCGGUGGUGCGUUUGUUUAGUAGGGUAGGCUGGGGGCUUCUGCAGGGUGGUGGACCCGAACACAAGCUUCCUGUGGAGACUCACUACCAUCUAGCAGAGACGACAGCGGAACACCUUUAAUACUUGUUUGGAGACGUCCAGAGAAGGAGUUCUCUCUCUUCACCUGGGUCGUUGCUGCUGGUUCUUCUUUUCAGUCCUUCUACAAAGAAGAGGAUUUCAAGGAAUAUAAUAUAUGCCACAGAUUAAAAGUCUGCCGGCUCUGUCAGUGAAAGUGUUUGGGAAUAGGGAGAACACUCGAGGAGAAGGAGAGAGCGAUCAUUCUUAUUCUCCCUUCUGUGGAUACAAACAGGAGAGGAACGGGCAAGUCAACAUGCCAUUCAGUUUGAGCAUUUACACAUUUAGCCAAGCAAACUAAUGUGAAUUCGGUGAAUGCAAUCGGACCUCACUGUGUUGCCCUUCGCAGCUGCCGGUGUUAGUCACGUCGCUGCUGGCCCGUUUCAUGGCUCUCAAACUGGCCUAAAAACAGGUCUAAAAUGCUGGGUUAACAAUGGGGUCUACGAACCACUGAAGAGCCUCUGACAAAGGAACAAGGGAAACAAGAGGAAAGGAGAGGAGAAAAGGAGAGAGAGAAAUCAAAGGAGAGGGGACUCAGAGAGAGAGAGAGAGAGAGAGAGAGAGAGAAGGAGCCCCUAUUGAAAAGAAAAGCGGAGGUUGGGUCGGGUAGGAUCAGCUUUGUGUCUGUCGGUGUGUGGUUGGGUUGCAUGCUGUCCUCUCCAGGGGACAUCCUCCUUUCUGUGAGAGAUAGUUAACAAAAGACAAAGAAUGCCCAAUAAACAGAGAGGAGAGUGUCGAGAGGCGGAGGAGGCUAGAGCGGAGAUGCCUGGUCUGGGGAGCUUAGCUGUGGGUUGCAGGGCUAGUGUGUUGCUGCUACUGGCUCUCAUGGUAACUCUGGCUCAAGGAGCCUGGCCUCUGGAUCAAUCCCAGGGACAGGUGGAGGUGCUGGGGGACAUGAUGGUGGACGGACCCGGGGAGCUGGAGGCCUCCAUGCACUCCUCCAUACUGUCAGACUUCCAGGCGGUGGAGGCCUUGGAGCCGGUGGCGGAUGCAGUUCAGCAGUCUGCAGUAGGAGCAAGGGGAGUGUCAGGGUUCCCUGACUCGUCUGCUGUGGUUGGCCGGGUGUUUCAGAUGAAGGUUCCGGUGAAGACGGACCAUUCCAGGAACAUGGUGAAGAUAACUGAGUCAGGCAAGGAGACGUUACCAACAUGGCUGCACUGGGACUGGGAGAGAAACGUCCUACAGGGUCUACCACUGGGUGAGGACAAGGGUGUCCACUAUAUCUCCGUCUCCGCAUCCAAUGGCAGCCAGGAUAUCUUCUCCAUCGAGGUGCACCCAGAGGAACACGCUGACACUGACCCGAUCCAGGUAGCCAUUCAGUCAGCGUCCAACAACUCCAACAACGAGGUAGAGCCAUUCGUCUGUGGCAACGAGGAGCCGGUGACGGUGCUCACAGUGAUUCUGGAUGCCGACCUGACCAAGAUGAGCUCCAGACAGAGGGUGGAGCUGCUGGGCAAGAUGAAGAAGUUCUCUGGCGUGGCGCUCCAACACAUGAAGAUACUUCCCGUGGUCAACAACAGAUUGUUCGAUAUGUCCGCCUUCAUGGCCGGACCAGGAAAUGCCAAAAAGGUGGUGGAGAACGGAGCCCUGUUAUCCUGGAAGCUGGGCUGUUCCCUGGACCAGAGUAACGUCCCUAAUAUUAGUAGCGUCCAGGCGCCGGCUAAAGAGGGCACUAUGUCGGCUCAGUUGGGAUAUCCGGUCGUCGGUUGGCACAUCGCCAACAAGAAGCCUCAUAUCCCAAAACGGGUGAGGCGCCAGCUCAACAAUACCCCUACUCCUGUUCUAGCUCUGCUUCCCCCAACGUCUGUCGUCGAGCCCCCUGUUCGCAUUGUACCCACCCUAUCGUCACCUGCCAUUGCUGCCCCCACAGACAGCUCUGCCCCACCCAUGAGAGGGCCUGUGCCCUUGCCCAUGAAGCCCACGAUCCGUGUCAGAGACUCUUAUUCUCACACUCCCACUCAGGGUGCACCCCUGCCAACCAGAGUGAUGGAGUCCACUAGUACCAUCUCCAUUGAACCCACCAUGUCCAGGCAUACUGUUGUGGAAGCCACGCCGACACUCCCUCCACCCAUCACAGUCGCCACCAGAAAGCCAACCAAGAAACCAAAGAGACCGAAGACCACUCCGAUGCCAAGGGAGCCCAAGACCACCACAGCCAAACCAGCCAGGCGCACUACCCCGUCGUCCAUCGUGCCUGACCCAAGAAACGAGAAACCAGAUCUCCGCAACCCCAUCGAUCAGGUCAAUGCCUUCGUGGGCACAUAUUUUGAAGUGAAAAUCCCAUCCGAUACUUUCUUUGACAAGGAGGACGGUACGACAGACAAGCUGAGGUUGACAUUGAGGAUGAACCACAACGAAGUGGUCGGAGAUGAUUCCUGGAUACAAUUUAAUAGCACAAGUCAGCUGCUGUACGGUCUACCUGACUCAAACCACAUCGGGAAGCACGAGUACUUCAUGCAGGCCACCGAUAAGGGUGGUCUGAACGCAAUCGAUGCCUUUGAGGUCCGUGUGAACCGCUGGGCUUCCAACGAUAAGUCCCCGGUCUUGUUCCAGGCUCGCUUCCACGGGGAACCUCACCAGGUGACCAACGACAUCCACAAGAAGAUUUUGCUCAUCAAGAAACUGGCGUACUCGUUCGGGGACCGCAACAGCAGCACGGUCACCCUGAGGAACAUCACCAAGGGAUCCAUCAUGGUGGAGUGGACCAACAACAGCCUCCAGCAGAACCCCUGUCCCAAGGAGAAGAUCCAGACCAUGUCCAGGAGGAUCUCUGACGCCCAGGGAAGGCCCUCCCAGACAUUCAUCUCCACCAUGGAGCCUGAAUUCAAACCCAUCGACAUCAAGGUCAAAGGGACAGCCGCCUGCCGGAACUACAUGUUCGUGCCGCCGAGUGAAAUCACCAUUCCUAUACCCCCGGCCGUCACCCCGGCACUCGGCGCCGGACGCCAGAGCACGGACGACGUCUACCUUCACACGGUCAUCCCUGCGGUAGUGGUGGCGGCCAUCUUGCUGAUCGCCGGCAUCAUCGCCAUGAUCUGCUACCGUAAAAAGCGUAAGGGAAAGCUAACCAUCGAGGACCAGGCUACCUUCAUCAAGAAGGGGGUACCCAUAAUUUUCGCAGACGAGCUUGACGACUCCAAGCCCCCUCCGUCCUCCUCCAUGCCCCUCAUCCUGCAGGAGGAGAAACCCCCACUGCCCCCGCCUGAGUACCCCAACAUGACCAGUCCAGAGACCACCCCCCUGAACCAGGACCUUCUGGGGGAGUACACAGCUCUGAGGGAUGAGGAUCCCAAUGCCCCUCCCUACCAGCCUCCACCCCCUUUCACUGUCCCCAUGGAAGGUAAAGGCUCUCGUCCAAAGAACAUGACCCCCUACAGAUCCCCACCACCUUACGUGCCACCCUAAGGUUAGCUGGCUCCUCCAGAGGAGGAGAGGGGAAGCAGGGGGGACUUGUAACCAUCUCACACCAGUGUUGUCUGUUUGGAAAUAAGGGGUGGGAGGAGGAGGGUAGAGGCUCUGCAAAGUGGCAAUGAACUUCGGACAUUUUGGGUUGGGAGGGUUUUGGGCUGAUCUGAUCAAGGCUGAGUUAAAGUUGAACGAUGGGAGGGAGGGAGAACUAGGUGGUAGCCUCGGCAACAAUAGCCACAACAAUGACACUAUUCAGUCUCUCUUCAUCUCAUUGGUUACAGCUGAACAGCUAGAUUGAGAAGACACGCCCCUCCUGUCCCAGCAGCUUUUUUCUCCAUUUGAAACUAAAUGGCCUUUUGUUUUAUUUUGUGUCUUUUGAUUCUGCUUUUCUUCUGUUUUGGACUUGACUUUAAGAUCAAACUACUUGCCUUUUUUUAAUCUUCUUUUAUCUUGAAUAAUACAAGAGGACAAUAAACAAACACACUGCAGGCAAAAAGGUUUUUAAUGAUGAGAUAGAGAGUUCUAUGAAUGAAAACAAACACAACAUAAUCAUGUUGAUCUGGGACAGCCAACCCUGCAGACAGCUAAACACAGUGGUUGAUCGAUGUGGCGGUGGCUGUUUGGAUUCAAUAAGGAAUUGCCUUUUAACACUAAUUGUAUGUUUUUACCCUUAUUCACACAAUGUCUAGUCAAGAUGAGCAUAACAAGGGUAGCCUAAAAGAAGAAUUAGAAAUUAGUAUUAAAAAAAGGUUGUUUUUUUUUAAAAACUUUAUAUCUUUAAGGUUAGAUUAGAUUAGAUAGGAUUGUUUUGGUGGUGGAGCAGAUCUCCUGACUGAAAUAGCCUGCAGGAUCUCUUUUUCCCCCAAUCAGAAAGGAACGGUACACCUAGUAGGUAGGCCUAGUCAGGGUUAGUGAACGUUAACAUGGAAGGCAAUGACAACCAGAUGGGUACCCUGGCCUGGUUAUUACCAGAUGGUUACACUGGCCUGGUUAUUACCAGAUGGGUACCCUGGCCUGGUUAUUACCAGAUGGGUACCCUGACCUGGUUAUUAUCAGAUGGGUACCCUGGCCUGGUUAUUACCAGAUGGGUACCCUGACCUGGUUAUUACCAGAUGGGUACCCUGACCUGGUUAUUAUCAGAUGGGUACCCUGGCCUGGUUAUUACCAGAUGGGUACCCUGGCCUGGUUAUUACCAGAUGGGUACCCUGACCUGGUUAUUACCAGAUGGGUACCCUGACCUGGUUAUUACCAGAUGGUUACCCUGGCCUGGUUAUGACCAGAUUUCUUGUUUUUACUUUGCCUGAGUUCCCCAAAGCCACCCAAAACACAAUUACAAUGCCCCUUUUUACUAUUCUUGUUUAAAAUGGGUUAAAAUGAGUAUCAUGAUCCGAAUAUGAUCGUAACAUUGACCAUUUGAAUGCCAGUUUGCCUUUAUGGUGAUGCGACAAGUGUCUUCUGUAAAUAACGAUGGAUCGGCCUGUGUGUAUUUUUAGUCCCCCCCCCCCCCCCCCCCCCCCAAAAAAAAAUAAUAAUAAUGUUUUUGUGUAAAUCAGAUGUGGAAAAAGCCUCCUGCAGUUUAUUUUAGACAGAGGGUAAUUUAUUUUUUUAUGUAGUGAUGAUGCUCUUGUUUUCACAGUUUAUGCGGUAAAACAGUUUAGGGCCGUUGAGAGUGAUUGAGAAUGUCCCGAAAGGGAUACAACAUGUAUUCACAACUCAAAGGUCAUUGUUGAGAGGAGGGUAGGAGAGUUAGAGAGAGAAAGAAAGAAAGAAAAUGGGAAUAUCCCAAUAACAAGAUUACCAGAAAACACAGAAAAAAAAAAUGGUUGAUAAAAUCUCUAUCUAAUUUUUUUACAACGUUUUUGAUACAGCAUCAAAUUGUUUAAAAAAAAAAUCUAGAAAUACAUGAAUAGUGUACUGCAAUUUGUAAAAUCUUAGAGUAGAGAAUUGAUUCCUUAUUAUAUACCUUUUCUCAUUGGUCACCUAUUUCAAGUGAUUUUUUUUGUUGAUUUUGCCAUGUUGUCGAAUUGAAAUGUACCUCCUGUUAUACAGUCGGAAGGACCCAUUUUAUGUAAUCACACAUUUUAUUUAAUGUUCAAAUUCUUCACUAACGACUUUGAAAGUGACCCUUUGCAAUAAUGUAAGGAGCUGCCUGGUGGUGGUGGUGGUGGUGGUGAGUGGUCAAUGCAGGUUAGAUGAGUGAUGAUGUACUACACGCAUAAUGAUGAUGAUGAUGUGCACGCAUAAUGAUGAUGAUGAUGUGCACGCAUAAUGAUGAUGAUGAUGUACACGCAUAAUGAUGAUGAUGAUGAUGUGCACGCAUAAUGAUGAUGAUGUACCUACAUAGUUUGUUUUUGCCAGAUACCAAGUGUUGCUUUUUUGAGUGUCCAUUUAUUAUGGAAGCCGACCUCUGUCUAUCUAUAUCCAGAUAAUUCUUCCUUCUUCACACGUUUGAAAUUCUAAUCCAACAAGUUCCCAUAGUAUUGGAAUGAAUGAAUCAUCAAUAUAUAUAUAUAACAGAGUGGAUUAUGAUGGUAUAUCUCGCUUGGUAUGUUGCCGUACAUUAUAAUAUAGAGAUUUAUUUUUUAUUGAUGAGCUUCGGUUAUAAUUGGUUUUCUAAUGCUUCCCCAUAUUGAUGAGUCAGUAUGUGUACGUCCGUAGAGGUUUCAUUAAGGAGUGUAUCCCAUCUCUCUAAUCUGUCAGCCAUUUUGAGACUCCCUGAUUCCUGUCACAAUAACUGGCUCGUAAUUCUAAAAACCGGUAUUAUUAAUCUGACCAGAUGACACAUUGUGAUCUGGAAACGUUCUAAAAGGUUAACAUGUUCGUAGAUCUCCUUUCAGUUCAAUGCCUCCAUCACACUCACCUUCAUGAAAUACAGAUGGAGUUUAUUGGUUAUAUGUAAAGAACUUGCUGCCCCCCCCCCCGCGCGUCCACAGAUCAUGUCGCCACUUCAGCUCUAUUGAUUUCCGACGAGGAACAAACUGCAAUAAUAGUCCUAGAUGGUUUAUCCCAAUAGGGUUGUUAGUUAGUCACAUAAGAAAUAUAUAGUUACUUAUGACAGUUACUGAGAUUGAUGAAGAUUUGAUCCACGUUUUGAGGUGAGAUUCAUAGAACAAUAGGUAAGUAGAUAGUACAAGGACAGGGUUUUGUUGUUGUUGUGGUUGUUGGUUUGCGUAUAUUUUUUAAGCGGCGUAGUCAUUUCAGCAUUAAAGCUCAAUUCAUUCAUUACGCUAGCGAAGAAUCGGGCUUAGUUACACUGAUCCUGAUUUAAGAUAAGUACGUGUGAAUCGUACACGUUGUGUUAAAAUCGUAAGGGAACGUGUUCGUGACGUGUGUUUCUCAAAUUCGGAUUUAUUCCCAUUUGACUCCAAUUAAGAGGAGAUGAUGAUCUGAUUUGUGCGAAGCUUAACGGAGAAGAAUCCAAACGAUGCAAAAAAAAAUAAAAUGUAAUAGCAGUCAUUCAUUUGUAACUGAUUCAAAUGCCUUGUUGACAGAAUAUCUUAUCUGUUGGGCUUCAUUUCAAGUUACAUUUCAGCGUUACAUUUCAGAUAUUAGCAAACGGUUAUUGCGAAAGAUAUGGAAUCAACAACAAAAACACAUUGUUCUAUUUUUUUAGAACACGAUAGCUGUCCUGAAGGAUAAACAUUCAGGUGUAGCAAACUUUUACGUUUUGUUCGAGUUUACCCUCCAUCUCAUUUAGCUUUUCUGUGUUUCCGUGUUGUUCAUUUUAUUUCAUUAGAUUUCCUUCUUUCUUUUUUUGCCCAUUUGAAAUGUAGAGAUUGGUGUGUGUGUGUGUGUGUGUGUGUGUGUGUGUGUGUGUGUGUGUGUGUGUGUGUCAAAUCAAAAUCAGUCUUAGAAAUGAAUUUCUUCAUAUGCAGCAAGAAGGACUGACUGAAAGCAUCCCGAAAGACCCCUUCAAGGUGCAUAUUUUAGUAUAUUAUUUUGUUCGCUAUAGAGAAUGUUUUCUUCAUUUAGUUUUUACAUUCAUGAGUGAAUUAGUACUUACAAUUGGAAUAUUGAUGAUAGUAACAAUAGUGAUAGUGAUGAUUAUAAUAAUUACAAGAAUAAUAUGGUUAUCAUAAUGCUUUCAGGGGGACAUUAUACACUGUUUGUCCUUCAUUUUUGUCUUUUUUUUAAUUGAAAUACCUGUUUCCCCCACCGCGUUCCCAAUAAAAAUGGGACUCCUCUGGUUCGCAAACAAAAUGGUUGCCAAAGUACAGCGCAGUGAAAGUUAUUUGGCUUGUCUUAACACACGUAUCAGACAGACGUUCAAUUGACAUGCUAAAACACACGACAAAGAGCUAGCCUCUCUGAAAGCCACCCCAUGGGGAAGGAGGGAGGAAUUAGACGUAUGAUACCCCAUGGGGAAGAAGGAAGGAGGGAUGGUACCCCAUGGGAAAGAAGGGAGGAAUUAGACGGAUGAUACCCCAUGGGGAAGAAGGAAGGAGGGAUGGUACCCCAUGGGGAAGAAGGGAGGAAUUAGAGGGAUGACACCCCAUGGGGAAGGAGGUAGGAGGGAUGGUACCCCAUGGGGAAGAAGGGAGGAAUUAGAGGGAUGACACCCCAUGGGGAAGGAGGGAGGAAUUAGAGGGAUGAUACCCCAUGGGGAAGGAGGGAGGAAUUAGAGGGAUGAUACCCCAUGGGGAAGGAGGGAGGAAUUAGAGGGAUGAUACCCCAUGGGGAAGGAGGGAGGAAUUAGAGGGAUGAUACCCCAUGGGGAAGGAGGGAGGAAUUAGAGGGAUGAUAAAUAGACAGAUUGAAGGAAAAUGCAGAUUGAAGGAAAAUGGUUUUCCAUCUGGAGCGGUUGGGAAAAGCCUGACCAUUGUCCUUGACCACAGGGAACUUACAACCUAGAAAAAGAGGGUCGUACACAUGUAUGAAUGCUUGAGUAAACAAUGCAUGGUGAAAAAUGCAUUUCUCUUCUCCUGUGUUUAAAUAACAUUGUUUUAUUUAUGCCACUAGACACUGUACGUUGAAAUCUUGUAUUAAAAAAAAAAAGCGUUUUCACCCAA